This is a messenger RNA of Cannabis sativa, 1745 nucleotides long. RefSeq lists its product as uncharacterized. NCBI's taxonomy places the organism in Eukaryota, Viridiplantae, Streptophyta, Magnoliopsida, Rosales, Cannabaceae. Bases 106 to 1299 code for a protein of 397 amino acids. The transcript has 15 exons. The record is from RefSeq and is a predicted model, not a curated record. Gene Ontology annotation, molecular function: protein binding.
UCUAAUUCUGUUGUGGCGGAGAAGUUGGGCUUGGCCUAAGUAAGCAGAGAAGAGAGGAUUCAGUCUCAGCUCCGUUUACUCGUUUCUUUCUCCAUCUGUCUGUCGAUGUCGAUUACGGCGGCCUCAACGACAUGUCGUUUCCUCUUCUUUCCAAUACGAUGCUCUGCUGAUUCCAAUCCCCGGCGUGGUUUCGGAACCAAUUCAAACGACAGCCCCAACAAAGGGAAGAAAGUUACUAAAAAGGGCAUGGUCUUACAACAAAGGAAAUCAACAACUAAACCAUCUGAUGCUGUUCCUACUGAAGCGCCUGGUGUGAGUUCUAGAUUUGGUGGGAAAUCUAACAACAACACUACUUUGAAAGACCUUGAUUUUGAGGAGAAGCUGAAAGCAGUUAAAAGAGCAGCCCUUGAACAGAAAAAGGCAGAUGGGGAAAAAGAAUUUGGACCAAUCGACUAUGAUGCACCUGUUGAAUCAGAGAAGAAAACAAUUGGACUUGGUACCAAGAUUGGAGUAGGUGUAGCUGUUGUGGUUUUUGGCUUGGUAUUUGCUCUUGGGGACUUUCUUCCAACGGGAAGUGUUGGUCCUGAGGAUGCUGCAGUUGUUGGUAAUCAACUGUCAGAAGAAGAGAAAACUACUCUUCAGACUCAACUGAGAGAAUUCGAGGCAACACUGAGCAAUUCCCCAAAAGACCCAAUUGCUCUUGAGGGAGCUGCUGUAACUUUGGCUGAGUUAGGAGAAUAUACUCGGGCGGCAUCUUUGCUUGAGAACUUGACAAAGGAGAAGCCAAAUGACCCUGAUGUUUUGCGUUUGCUUGGAGAAGUUAAAUAUAAACUAAAGGAUUAUGACGGAAGCGCUAAUGCAUAUGAAAGUUCUGCAAAGGUGUCUAAGUAUCUCAGUUUUGAAGUUCUACGAGGCCGAGUAAAUGCAUUACUUGCUGCUCAGAAACCAUAUGAGGCUGUACGGUUCCUAGUUGCUACCCGAGAAGACCUAACUAAGGAAAACUCAAAUGCAAAAGCUGACAGAAGUACCGAGGACUCAGAAAUACAGAAAUUAGAUCCUAUUCAAGUUGAUUUACUUCUGGGGAAAGCCUAUUCAGAUUGGGGUCAUAUUAGUGAUGCUGUAUCUGUCUAUGAUCGGAUUAUCUCUAGCCACCCUGAAGACUUUCGCGGUUACUUGGCAAAGGGAAUUAUUUUGAAGGAAAAUGGGAACAAUGGAGAUGCAGAGAGGAUGUUCAUACAAGCACGGUUCUUCGCGCCGGAGAAUGCCAAGGUACUUGUGGAUCGCUAUUCCAGAAGAUGAGGCACCAUUGUCCAUUGCUGCUUCUGUCUGUCUGCGUAAAGAUAAUGGUAUGGCACUGAGUCUCACUAUUACAUAUCUUCGAAGAAGUAUGUUUCAUACUUGUGCAGUUUUGACCAUGAAAUUUCAGAUGAAAGUUCUUCAAGAGACCAUUAACAAUAUUAGAAAAAAUUCUAUUAAUGACAAGGUUGAAAGUGGUUUUUUGUUAUUGUCUCUUGAAGUAUAAGCUGUCAAUGAAGAGUAACAUUAAAUUUUAAUUAGUAGAUAAGGGAAUGUAUAAAUUGUUUUAUUAGAAUCAGCUUGUAUAGUUUCAUAACUAAGUUUAAAUUCUUUGUUUGGAUGUAGUUAGAGUAUACAUUUCAUUGUCAUGCUUGGCAAGUCGCACAGUAAUUAGACAGUAAAUAAAUACUGUGAUAAUUAAUAUUUAAAAUUAAUAACUGUUGAAUAAA